Cicer arietinum (chickpea) is the source of this 1732-nucleotide messenger RNA. RefSeq lists its product as uncharacterized. Lineage: Eukaryota; Viridiplantae; Streptophyta; Magnoliopsida; Fabales; Fabaceae. Gene Ontology annotation, molecular function: ubiquitin-like protein peptidase activity. The record is from RefSeq and is a predicted model, not a curated record.
CUUAACCACAAAAAAAAAAUCAAAUGGAACAAGUUUUCCGCCAUUUAAAUUUAACAUCACAUUGUCGUCUGUCUCUCUCUCUCUUUCUCUCUCAAUUUUGAUGAAAAUGGAUGAUUCUUCCACUUGCCCUUUUUGUCUUUUAUCACUUCCAUCUUCUCAAAUCCAAUGGCAUGCCAAUACCCACUUCGACGAUCACGAUUUUCAUUCUCCUCAGGGUGAAAAAGCAGUUAGUAACCUGCAUUUUGAUACAGCUUUUGGAGAUUGUAACAAUUGGUAUGGUGGUGAUGGUGGGAUUGGUAGAGACAAUGUGUUGUGGAAAAUGAAUGAAAAGAUCUCCUGCUUGGUUGAUUUGCAGAUAAAGGGUGAGUUUCACAAUGUUGAUGGAGGUUUGAUGAACUUGUUAAGGAACUGUUUGGAAUCUGAAGCUGAAAACUCAAGAAGCAUUUUAUCAUGUUAUGUUGAUCAUUUCCAAAGCAUUGAGUCUGAGGAUGUUGGAUGGGGUUGCGGUUGGCGUAACAUCCAAAUGCUUAGCUCACAUUUAUUGUCACAAAAGCCAGAAGCAAAAGAAGUCAUGUUUGGUGGUUCAAGAUUUGUUCCUGAUAUUUCGUCGCUCCAAAGAUGGCUUGAGAUUGCUUGGGAAAGAGGUUUUGAUGAACCUGGCUCUCAUCAAUUCAACCAUGCUAUCUAUGGCUCUAAGAAAUGGAUAGGAGCUACCGAAUGUGCCACCCUUUUGCGUUCUUUUGGUCUCCGAGUGAGGAUAGUGGACUUCGGUCCUAAGGAAUCUGAAUCGCUCUAUCUAUCAGUCCCUGGUUCAAGUGUAGGGGAAAAAGAGCUAGUGAGAAUUGGUGAUGGAAGGAAGAGGAAAGCACCGAAUUUCUGUGGACCGAUGGAUAGAUAUUUGUCUCGUCGCGGUUGUGUUUCUCAAACAAGUUGUGGCAAGGAUGAAAAACCUUGUUCCUCUCUUAAUGUCACUAUGGAUAAAGAAAGUGGUGGGGAAUGUGCGGUAAAAAGUGCUGCAAAACAAAGUAAAGAACAUCAAGUCCUCAUGGACUUUGUGUGGAAUUAUUUUUCUAAUAAAAACUCGAUUCAAUUCGGAUAUAAGCGUGUUAUCUUCAGCGAGAAAACGCCCUUGUACUUUCAACAUGAUGGACACUCAAGAACAAUAGUCGGAAUCCAAGUGAAACAUCAACGAAACGGAAAUCUGCAAUAUAAUCUCCUAGUUCUUGAUCCUGCUCAUAAAACAGCUGCAUUAGAAAGAUCACUUAGGCAGAAAGUUGGAUGGCAAAGAUUCAUAAAAAGAGGAGUGCACACACUGAAGAAACAACAAUAUCAGUUGUGUUAUGUUGAUCCUGGAAUUGCCAAUAAGGAGGAGAUGGAAAAACUCAAGACAAUGGAUAGUGUCUUUCUUGAACUUUAGACAACCAUCUAAUGGUCUUUGUCUUUGUACAUCAAGGGGCAGAUAAUUUUCAUUGCAACGACGAUAUCCAAUGGUGGCGCGAACCUGCAUACACUUCAACACUCAAAAGUCAAGACAGGUGAAGCAGAUGGAUGAAUCAUGAGAGGUUUAGAGUUAGAAUGAAAGCUUCUGCACUAGCUCUCACGACUCAGCUAAAUUGUGUAUUAGAUCCUGAAAUGCUUCUUUACUUCAACCCAACACCUCAAAAGAAAUUAUGCGAUGAGUUUCAUUGAUAAUUCUAUAUCAUUAUAUUUUAAUAACAUUCAUUUAUUUUAA